Molecule: messenger RNA, 6320 nt
Organism: Salmo salar (Atlantic salmon)
Lineage: Eukaryota; Metazoa; Chordata; Actinopteri; Salmoniformes; Salmonidae
Product: protein mono-ADP-ribosyltransferase PARP14
Biological process (GO): protein poly-ADP-ribosylation; negative regulation of gene expression
Cellular component (GO): cytoplasm; nucleus
Molecular function (GO): NAD+ poly-ADP-ribosyltransferase activity; transcription corepressor activity
Source: RefSeq, a predicted model, not a curated record
UGUGUACCUUCCUCAUAUAAGGCGUGGUUAUAGGAUCAGUAGGUCCAUUGUACACACGAUUUCCUCCUCAACCGAGCCUGAAACGAAAGUGAAACAGUGGAUGCAGUGAAAUAGGACGACGCGUUUCAUACCCAAACAGUAUUCGCAUGAGAGGGGAGAAACGAUGGAUGAAUAUCCUUAUCCCAUCACUGUAGACGUCAGUUGGACAAAGUCUGUCUCUAAAGGGAUACAGAACAAGCUUCAGAUUUAUUUUCAAAGUAAAAAGAAGUCGAGUGGAGGGGACUGCUUGGUGCUCUACGAGGAUCAACGUUCCACUAGAGCAACUGUUUAUUUCAAAUCUGAGGAUGUCAGGGAAAGGGUUCUAUCGAGGGAUAACCACGAAAUAACUGUAGACAAUGAAACUGUGAAGUUGCGCUUGUCAUCAUCAUCGGGGGAAAAUCUGAAAGAGGCUUGCUCUCCGUCGCUUGGUGCUACAAGCAAUGAAUUGUCAGAUGUGUCAAGUGAAGCACAGGAAGCUCCCAACUCUGAGAGUGGGCCUGGAGAGGAGGGUGGAGCUGAGGUGUUCCCUCAGAGCUCUGCUGUGGUGCUGGAGAGGGUUCCUGAGAGCAUGCCGAGAGACUUGCUGACGUUGCUGGUGGAGACCAUCUCUGGCCUGGAGGAAGACAACUUCUCCAUGGAGGUCGACAACUUCUCCCUGGAGGUCAUCAGUGAGACAAACAGAGCUGUUGUGACCUUCAAUAAUCCCAAAGAUGUGGAGCGUUUCCUCACUGAGAGCAAGAGCAACAAGAGUUUCCAGAAGCAGGGUAUGAUUGGCCGGUUGCUAGAGAGGUGCCAGAGUGUGAGAGUGGAGAACCUGCCCUCCAACAUACUUCAAGAUAUGCUGGAGCUCUACAUUGAGAAUUGGGCUGGCCCAGCAAAGGACAUCACUGUAUUCCAUGAGGAACAGGCAGCCAUUGUCACCUUCCAUGCACCAGAAGUUGUGCAAACCACUCUAAAUAAACGUCUUGUAAUUGGCAAAGUCCCAGUCAACGUGUAUCCAUACUACGAGUCCUUAGGAACUGCCUUGUAUGGAAAGGAAAGGCCAAUGUGGAAGAUGCCUGACCCCUUCAUAGAGUGUGUGCAUUCUGCUGUAUGGAAAUUCCUCUCCAUGAAGAGACAGUUUUCCCGCAUCACUGACCAGAUGAAGGCCCACUUCUGUCAAGUAGACAUGGAUACUCCUGAGGUAAAACUCAGUCCUUUGCCAACCCUGCUAAGGCAGAAAGGACUAACAAGCAAACACGUAGAUGGAUGGAAGCAGAAUGCCUUGAUCGUCUUCUGUGACAUAAUGGCCAAAUAUGCUGUGUUUGAGUGUUUUGUAAGUGCCCCAGCAUGGAAGGCAGUGGAGAAAGAAGUCCGCUCGGUGGUGAAAGAGGAUGCUGUCCUAGCUAUGGAUGCCUCUAAAGGGUCUCUGACAGUUGCAGGUCUGGCCGAAGACACGAAUCGACUCAGGGGGCUGGUGGAAGACCUCAUGCAGAGGGCCAUGAGUCAGAUAGAGAGGCAGAGGGACGGCAUCUCGGAGGAGAUGGACGUGUCCCCUGCCAUGUUCUACAUCCUGCAGCAGAAAGGGCUUCUGAAGCACGCAGCAGACGAAGCCCCAGAGAUGUGUUUUUCUUACAGAGACGACACCAAGAAGUUGGUUCUCUCAGGGCUUGUCGCAGAGGUGUACAAGGUGCAGAACUGGAUCCUGGAGAGGAAGCUCAAGAUGGAUAAGAAGCAGCUGAAGCUGGACACCCAACUCCUGGACUUCCUGCGGUCAGUGGACAGUAUGGAGAUGUCCCAGGACCUGUUCACGUCCCGGGGCAUCAGUGCUGAGUACAGCGUGGAGGGUGGAGAGGUACUUCUGACUGGUAGCUCAGACAAAGCAUUGGCUGAUGCAGAGCAGAGGGUAAAGACUGCCCUGUCCCUGCAGAGCCUGAAGGUGGAGGACCAGGAGGUGCUGAGAAAGCCUGAGUGGAAGGAUCUGAACAACCAGCUGGUGGAUGCCUACAACUCCUUAAAGAAAAGAACGGUGGUAAUAAAGCAUCACCCAGAGAGCAGAGACAGAAUCAUUGUGUCUGGCUUCCUGGACCCGGUCAGAGAGGUCAGCAACAGUCUACGGGACUUUGUUGAAAACUACUCACGAGUCAAAGAGGCUGUCCAUCUCAAGUCCUGUGCCGUUGUUAAAUUCAUCCAGGAGUACAAAUCUAAGGACUGGAAACAUUUUGCCAAGCGUGAUGAGGUGAAUAUCCACUUUGACCUCAGAAGGCCCAAAAUUGUCCUUUCUGGAGCCCGUCUCUACGUCAAGAAGGCCAAGGGGUCAUUUCAGAAGAUGGUAGCAGCCUUCUGCACUGAUGAGCUCACCAUCAUGAAGCCUGGAGCAAGGAAGUACUUCCAAGAGAAGGGAAGCAUGGUUUUUUCAAUGGCGAUGAAGGAGCACGGCUGUGUGGUGCUGCUGCAGGAAGACUACAUGCUCGAGGAAGAAGAGGGCGAGGAUGAAGAUGAGGAGGAAGGGUUUGGUCCGUCAUCCUGCUGUGAGGUGAGGACACCCAAUGGAAUCCUGGUCUCCGUCAGUAAGGCUGACAUCUGCAAGUUCAAAGUGGAUGCAGUAGUCAACGCAGCCAAUGAAGACCUGCAGCAUAUUGGAGGCCUGGCUUCAGCACUACUCAAGGCUGCUGGUCCACGGCUGCAGGAGCUCAGUGAUCAACAUGUCCGUAAUAACCGCCGACUGCAGCCAGGAGACGCCAUUGUGACAGAUGCAGGCAAUCUGCCCUGUAAGUAUGUGGUUCAUGCGGUUGGUCCACGGUUCACAGACUUUGACCAGAGAACAGCCAUACAGCGUCUGAAACAAGCUGUGAAUGAGAGCCUGAGGGAGGCUGCGAAGGUUAACUGCUCAACUGUUGCCGUCCCGGCCGUCAGCUCUGGGAUAUUCGGCUUUCCUCUGGACCUGUGCACUGAGACUAUUGCUGUGGCAGUGCGUGACUACUGUGAGAACCUAAGAGGUCAGACCUCUCUGACUGAGAUUCACCUGGUGGACAACAAUGACAACACUGUGAGAGCCCUGGCCAGCGCUGUCCAGAAAACGUUCAAUGACCUGCACCCAAAAAUGACCAGGCCUCUGCAGGGUGCACAACGGGGAAGUGGACAACAGGGAAGUGGACGACGGGGAAGAGGACAACAUAGUUACGGACAUCAAGGACCUGGAUAUCAGGGACAUUCACCAUGGGGACAUGGGCAAUGGGAACAUGGCAGAAGAGGUGGAGGUAGAGGGGGAGGAGAAGGUAGAGGGGGAGCAGAAGGUAGAGGUAGAUGGGGAGGAGAAGGUAGAGGGGGAGGAGGAGGUAGAGGGGGAGGAGAAGGUAGAAGUAGAGGUAGAGGGGGAGGAGAAGGUAGAGGAGGAGGUGGAGGUAGAGGAGGAGGUAGAGGUAAAGGAGGACAUGGAGAUAGGGGAGGAGGAGUUAGAGAAAGCAUAACUCAAAGAAAUUAUCAUGAAAACCAAAAGGAGCAGAGGAGAGAGUAUGGCCAAGAGAGGAAGUUUGAGGGGGCAGGCAGUGGGGAAAUCCUACAGACCAAUUACACACAAGGGGGUCUGAAGAUCAUUCUAAGGAAGGGAAAUAUCCAGGAGGAAUAUUCUGAGGGCAUCGUCAACACCAUCUCUGAGGAUUUGGACCUGAGCAAAGGUGCUGUGUCCAAUGCUAUCCUAAAGGCAGCCGGUCCUGGGCUCCAAUCAGCAGCCACAGAUGAAGCUCGCUCCAACAGAUUAGCCUAUGGUGACGUUGUGGUCACCGACGGUUACAACCUGCGAUGUCAGAGGGUGAUCCAUACUGUCUGCCCCCAUUGGGACCAGGGAGCUGGCUCAGCAGAGAAGAUAUUCAUAACGAUGAUCAGAGUUUGCCUGAGUAAGACAGAGAAGCAUAGGCUGGCAUCCCUGUCUUUCCCUGCCAUUGGAACUGGGAACAUGGGAUUCCCUAAGGGCCUGGUGUCCAAGCUUCUUCUGCAGGAGGUCAAAGACUUCAGCCAGAGAAGAAACUCCACACACCUUAAAGAGGUGGCCAUCGUGGUCCACCCCAGUGACACCCAAACUGUGGAUUGCUUUGUCAGGGAAUUCAAAGGUCAGACACAAGGGUAUACUUGGCAGAGUUCACAAGGUUCCGGCCAAUCACAACAUUCCAAAUCUUAUGUUGGCCAAUCACAACAUCCCAAAUCCUAUGUUGGCGAAUCACAGCAGCCAUCUGGCUUCUUUGGACAGGUGACAUCCCCUUCUCUGGGUGUGUACAGCAUGCAGAUUGGUCACAUUACUUUUGAAGUGUCAUCAGGAGACAUCACCAAGGAGUCCAGUGACGUCAUUGUCAACUCCUCCAAUAAGGACUUUAACCUCAAAUCAGGUGUAUGCAAAUCCAUUUUAGAAGGAGCUGGAUUGAAGGUGGAGUUGGAGUGCUCAGAGAUUGUCAAAUCCCCAAGCUUCCAACCAUGCAGUAUGAUCGUGACAUCAGCAGGAUCUCUCCCAUGCAAAUACAUCAUGCACAUUGUGGGACAGAAUGACCCUGAGAUCAUUAAAGAGACUGUGUACAAUGUUCUCAAGAAGUGUGAGGAACAAAAGUCCACCUCAGUGUCCUUCCCAGCGCUUGGAACAGGCCAGGGUGGGGCGAGUCCCUCUGCUGUUGCGGACGCUAUGAUUGACGCAGUGGUGGAGUUUGUGAAGAAGAAAAAGGGAAAGAUUGUGAGAAGUGUGAACAUCCUGAUAUUCCAGACUGCCAUGGUGACUGAGUUCCACAAGAGCAUGAAGAGGAGAGUGGGAGAGAUAGUGGAAGAAAAGGGCAUUUUAACCAGGUUAAAAGAUACAGUGACAACCUACUUUAUGGGACCCAGUGAUGAGCGCUCUGCCCGUGAGAACUUUGUCAUGCAGGGAGAGGAGUUUGCCCCGACCGUGUUCCAGCUGUGUGCAGAGAGCCCCCAGGCUGUGAGCCAUGCCCGAGACUGGGUUAAAAACCUCAUAGUGAAGGAGCAAACUGAGAAAACCAUCAAGAACAUGUACAUCAGCCAGCUGAGCCAGGGGGAUGUGGAGAAGUUGCAGGCCAUGCAGAGGGAGCUGACGGUCAGGAUAUGCCUGGAGAAGAAGGGCCCUGACUCCCUGAUCCGCCUGGCGGGCCUGAGCCGCGAUGUGCUUACAGCAGACGGCCUCAUCAGGGACAUGGUCCUGGACAAGGAGAGGGCAGAGUACCGCAGACAGGCAGCUUUCCUGGUGAGCAGCCUGGUGGAGUGGCAGUACCAAGACUACAGUGGGACAAUGGUGUCUUUUGACAUGUUCACCAACUACAACCUGGAGGAGGCUGUGAGAGACAACAGCAAAGUGACAAUCAAGAUCAACAAUAAGGAUUAUGAGGCAAAUGUAGCCCACAAGAGAGCUGUCAAGAUUGGGGGAAAAAGAGAAAUUGAGUUACUGAGAAAAGACCUGAAAGGUGGGUCCAUCCAUAAUAAAUCCUCAUCUGUCUAGACUGCAUUAAUAUGAAAUUAUGGAGAACGGUGAUAUUAAAUAUAAAAGAAUGUGUUUUUUUUAAGAACACAUUUUUUGUGUAAUGUUGUGGAUGCAUACAGUAUAUCAGGGGUCUCCAACCUUUUUAAUUCGCAAUAGCUACUUUAUAGCUUUAAUAUAGGCACAUUCUUCUCUUAUCCUCUACCCUACAACUCGUCUGUCAAUAUACCUGGUAAAAUAAUGGUUAAUAAGCACUAUUUGACAUGACAGGCCUCAUACAAUUCUCUUGUAUUUUCCAUAAUUCUGUUUUCUCUGUUUUAACUAUUUUUGUCUAUUUUUUACUCUCAAUAUUGCAAUUAUUCAUAGAUAAACAACUAAAAUUAAUUUUCUGAGUGCAGGUCAAUGUUUACCUCACAUCAGAAGACAAUUUUUUUAGGUAAAAAAAUAAGUACAAAAAAACAUUUUAGAUUUUUUGGUUUAAUUCACCUUUAUUGAGCAAGAGAGGAAUGUGUCGUUCUAGCGAUGUUUUUCCGCGGUUAGGCCUACUGCUGCAGCACAUGUCAUGGAACUGAGUAUGUCAUCAAUAUGCAUGUAAAGUUGUGAAUGAUUGAGUCUUUUUAAUGACAAUACUUAUUGCGGAAUGAAUUGACACCUAAAUGCCAAACUCUCUACUGUGUUUUGUCCAGACGAUACAUCUGCGUCUCUACCUGCUCUAAUGAUCUCAAUAUAGGCAUUCAAUAAAUAAUUGUUAUGAUUUAUGCACUUUUUCAAUCUGUUACAAUUCACCCCAAGCACUGUUAGAACUAACCCAGACCACUCCUUGUAUUUAUGA